AUGUCUGGCUACUACCCCAACCCAGGCCACAGUAUACCGCCACAGUACUACAACAUCGACCCCAACACCAACAUCCAACAUGCCCCACCAAGUGUAAUCUCACAUGGCUCCUAUACCCCAACCCUGCCAGACAACCCAUUCCAACCCGUCGCUUCUGGUGCCUUUGUGCAGUACGAGAACGUUGGCCAGCCAAACUAUGCCGACCAGUUCGAAGACCUUUCCGGCCCCAUGGGCGCUGCGCAUGGUGGCAAUGGUCGUGCGCGCAGACGGCCAGCGCCGGGCGAGCAGGUCAAACAUCGCCGAACUCGGAGCGGCUGCUACAUGUGCAGACAGCGAAGAGUAAAGUGCGACGAAGCUCGUCCCGUGUGUGAACGCUGCAAAAAGGGUCCCCGCGAAUGUAUCUACCCAGACGCACAAACCAAUCAGAAAUCUACGCGCAGUGGGUCAAAGUCGGGCAAACCCUCCUCCAUCGAUGACCCCUCGUCGCCCGAAGACCACGACGAGGAGACCAAGGACGGGAAACGCUUACCUGUCAUUGUUGACGAAGACGAGGAUGAUGACUACCACUACUACGAUGAUGACGACGACAAUAUGUCCAAGAGCCAAGAUGCGCGCGACUCAUCCCAUACCCCAGGCUCAUUCCUGGAGCAAAGUGCCUCGCCCUCGACUGAAGCUUCAUCCACCGUUCCCCCUCCUGUACGGCCAUCGCUGUCUCGCAAAGGCAGCGCACAGCCCGCAACGGCUGGUUCAACGACGAAGAACCCCUCGUCCAUGGCGCGGGAUCUACAGUUCUACCUUAACUAUUUCAAGAACAACAUGAGCGUACACCACUACUCUCUCAAACGCGACACAAAGGGCUUCCUAAAGGGCGAAUUUUUGAACUGGGUGAUGAAGUUUGAGCCUCUCAAAUAUGCUGUAGCGGGGUACGCCGCAUACUUCCAUACGCUUUCGCAACCGGAUGGCCGCAUGUCAACCUUCCUCCAGUUCUACAAUGACAUCCCCGGCACUCACGACCCGAAUGAUAUUGUCAACCCUUACGAGCCGGAUAUCAUCUGGGGUGGUAAAUUAUGGACCACAAACUACCUGCGUCUGGAUCUUUGGGGCAUUCAGUUCAUGUUCGCCAUCUCGUCUUCGAUGGCUUUGAAGCAGCCUAUUGAUCCUGAAUGGACCAACGAGGCAUACAAAGCAAUACAAGUGUUCGAGGCCAUGUGCGCAUAUCCAGACGCACCGCUUGGUGCGCAACUAGAAGCGCAAGUCAGUUUUGCGAUUUCUGUCAUAUUCCUGCCCAAGGAUGCGAAGACGAUGAUGUGGGUUCGUCGGACGUUUGCCAAGAUCGAAGCGUCUGGUUACGUCUAUUCGGAUGUGCUCCGCAACCGCAUGCUCGAGAUGAUGGGUAUCGGCCCAUCAGAUUGGUGGCUUCCCAACGAUGAAGGCUGUCCUCGGAUAAUCCGAUCCAUCAAGGACUUCAUCAAGGAACGCACACAAGCGCCCAAGGACCAAGUUUCGGACGACCUGCGUGAGAUGCGCGGCAUCUUCAGCUCCCUGACUAUUUCAGACUCGCCACCCUCGGACAACAUGACGGUAACGAGCGGCGAUGGCUUGGGGUCAACGUAUGGCUCUCCGGAUUGGCAGUCGUCAGGCUACGGAAGCGACCGCAAGUCGUCGAAUGCAGAGGCCUACCCGCCAGGGUCGCAGCAGCAGUAG
Pyrenophora tritici-repentis Pt-1C-BFP is the source of this 1704-nucleotide messenger RNA. The record is from RefSeq and is a predicted model, not a curated record. NCBI's taxonomy places the organism in Eukaryota, Fungi, Ascomycota, Dothideomycetes, Pleosporales, Pleosporaceae.